Magallana angulata is the source of this 1598-nucleotide messenger RNA. RefSeq names its product serum response factor-binding protein 1-like. The transcript is spliced from 7 exons. Gene Ontology annotation, biological process: maturation of SSU-rRNA. Gene Ontology annotation, cellular component: 90S preribosome; nucleus. Lineage: Eukaryota; Metazoa; Mollusca; Bivalvia; Ostreida; Ostreidae. The coding region runs from base 78 to 1583 and encodes 501 amino acids. The record is from RefSeq and is a predicted model, not a curated record.
ACAUUGACUCUCACAUUUACAGCCCAUCGAAUCGAGAUUGCUAUGAGCAACAGGCACUGAAACAUACGGUUAUUGAAAUGAAUUCCGAGUCAUCAGAUGAUGGAGUUGAAGCUAAGCAGCAACGAAAUCUUGAUGUAGCUACUACUGCCUCGCUUGACUUAGUUGCUCUAAAUAACAAGGUGAUUUCUAUGAGAGGUCAGAUUAAGAAAGUAAAAGUUCAUGUAAUUCACAAGCUGACCAAGCAGAUAAAGACUUUCCAAAGCAAAUCAAGAGGUCCAGAAAAAGUAUUGGAAAAAAAUAAACGAAAGGCUGAAAAAUUGAUAGAGGAAGUGCAAAUCAUAAAGGAUUUAAAACCUGAUCGAAUUUCCAAAUAUGCCAUUGGUCAUACAACUUCUUUCUCUGAAGUAUGCAAAGAGCCAAGGAUGUCUUUGGAAACCCGAGCUUUGGCACGGCUAACAGAUCACAAGAUUUUACAAGACUCGGUGAAAGAGUUCAGACAAGACCACGAAGACUGGAUGUCUCUUGCAGCUUUUUUGAUGAGCCGAAAUUCGGGAAGGAGAAUCAAGAAGAAAAGUCAGAAUAGAGUGGAUAAAAUCAUUACUAAUGUCAAAGCUGGUGAAGUUCUGGUAAAAUCCUUCUUGAAAAAUCGACUUGAAGGAGAUGAAGAUGAAUUAGAGAAGAUUGUAAAUUUAAAUGCUGUAAAGAAAAAGUCCGACAAUUCGAAAGAAGAGCCUGUAGAAUGUGUAGCAAAACCAGUUUUGCCAGUAGAUGGAAAAGGGUCUGAUAUGGAAUCUGAUCUGAGUGAUGAGGAGAGUGAUGAAUGUCUUGAUGAAUCUGAUGAAAGUGAUGAAAUUCCCCAAGACUUUUCAGUAGAAACUCAUUCAGAAUCAAGGACAUCAGAUGAUUUGCCUGAUUCAACUACAAAAAGUCUUGAUAAAAGUAAACGACUGAAAAAACAUAAAACAGAGAAAACUCAAACUAAGAAACAUUCUGAAAUGGUAAUAAAGAAACUCAAUAUGGAGGACUUCAAAAGUGAUAGUGAAAUACCUACAGAAUCGCUGCCCAUGUUUUUAGUGGCUGACGAUGAGUCAGGGUCUUCAGAAAAAACCAAAACUCGAAAGUCCAAAAAGAAAGACUUGUUCUUUGUCACAAGUGAUGAUUCAGGUGAUGAGGGAGAAGAUGAAGACGAGGGGUCUGAGAAUAGCAGACUACAGGGGGAUGAUGCAGAAGACAGCGAUGAGGAGGAGGAGCUAGAGAGGGGGAAACAUGCAUUCAGGUCGACAUUCAUGGGCUCUCUGUCAGAAAAAGACUGGAGAAAAAGUACGAAGGAAAGAAACCACAGCAAUAUGAAGGGACCAACAGCACCAGGUUCUUCUUCCAAUUUUCAGAAAAGUAGAAAGGGCAGAGAUUUCCCAAAGAAGCUUCCUAAACAAAGCAAGCAGUUCAAGUCAAAGGAAGUUCAAAGUGGAUCAAAGAAAGAUACAGAGGAAAAAUUACACCCAUCUUGGAUUGCAAGCAAGAAGCGAAAGGAGCAAGCACAAAUACAGAUUUUCCAGGGAAAGAAAAUCAAGUUCGAUGAUUAGCAAUGCAAUCAAAAU